UUUAUAUACAUGAGAUUUCGUGCAGAAUUAUUUAUAUUUUCAGAAAAUCUUGUCAUAAAUGCCGGGAUGGCAGAGUUCAGAGCACAGGUCUAUACUUGUGAACUCUGUGGUGAGGAUGGAUUUAAAGAGGAGGAUCUAAGGUCACAUAUGGUGAUUGCUCAUGUAGAGGGUAGUCCAUCUUGUCCUUUCUGUGAUAUAAAUCUUACUCCUAGUCAACUUCAGAUACACGUGAACUCUGAUCACCUUGACUUCCUAACCCCUGAGAGUGAGGAUGGUCACUACCUGGAGAAUGUUUCUGAGUUUGGUUCUCUGUGGGACCUGGAGAAAUCAGCUGAGAGAGGAUUAACUGCAGAUGGUUUGGGUUGUUCUCCGGGUACCCCUGGAAACCCAUUUAUUGAGAGUGAUGACGAAUCUGAUACAGAGGAUGAUACAACCAUUGUCUCUGCCGUAGAGAAACCUUACAAACCUUCUCUGAGUAUAAGUUCAAACCAUAUCUCCGUAUCUCCAACCUUAUCCUGUGCACCCUCUGGAACAAAAAGAUUGAAAAGUGAGGAAGUGAAGUUAGAUAAAUCAAACCUAAGUCUACCUCUCCGCCGGCAAACAGGUGGCUGUAGCUCAAUAUCUCGUGUUAACACUGCCCAACCCACUUCUGCUCCUAGUCCUGAGGUUCUACCCUGUCCUAUGUGUCCAUUUACAGACUCAGAUCCAGGUCGUCUAGAGGAACAUGUUAACAGGGAACACCUGGACAAGCUUUCUCCUGCUGUACAGGCUGAGAGACAUCAAUGCCCUCUCUGUAGUUCAAGUUUCCUAACUCCGGGUGCAUUGGAGACACACUUCUCCUCACUACACACUGAUCUUUCUCCGGUAAAGAGCAAAGUUACGGAUCCUAACGGAAACUAUACCUGUCCUGUUUGCGGAGAAACAAGCUGGAACUCCAAGCUUCUCCAGGUCCAUGUUGACGCACAUUUCUCUAGUCCUGGACCCAGUAAACCUUCUCAGGACCCAAUAUCUGACCAAAUACUGGCUGAGGAACUGGAUAGAAGAGAGAAAGCAAGACAAAAAUAUAAAGAAGAAAAAGAAUUUCAAAAUCUUAGGGCUCAGUAUGGGAUGGAUAACGACGGUAAUUUCCGCGAGCAGAGCGAGGCGUGUAUGAUGAAAGCUGUGUCUAAAGGAGAACUCUCGGUUAAGGAUUUCUAUGAGAAGAAAGCAGAUAUUGCUGCUAGUGUCAGGUCCGGAGUAGAUGAUGGCUCUAGUGUUACACAUGGAAUAUCAGAAAUUAUACAUCCUCUCUCCACCAGGAGUAUCGGAGUAAGGUUGAGUUGUGUAUCUGGAAGGAUGGAUCACUAUUCAUCAACAUACGGAGAUAAGGGUUGGGGUUGCGGAUUCAGAAAUCUGCAGAUGCUUCUCUCACAUCUACUAAACUCUACAGAGUACCGUGGAGUCCUACUGGAAAAUCUCUCCGGAAAUCGGAACCUAGUUUCGCAGAAUAUCUCACUCAACCGGAAUCUUGUGGACAGGGUCGGGAUGCCGUCAAUCCCUAGACUCCAGGAGAUAUUAGAGCAGGCUUGGCGUGCAGGGUUUGACCGGGCCGGCUGUGAGCAGCUGGGUGGAAAGAUUGUGAACACUAGGAAAUGGAUCGGAGCUACAGAAAUAUAUACAAUCCUCACAUACUGUGGGAUAGAGGCAGAACUGAUAGAUUUCCAUAAACCUAGUGGAGAACAGGGUACUCAUCCUCAGCUGGUUAACUGGGUCAACACAUACUAUACUCAGGGGUCCGCUAAACCUCCCCUGUAUCUUCAGCAUCAGGGACACAGUAGAACUAUAUGUGGUAUUGAGAGAACUGUAUCCGGGUUAACUAAACUCCUAGUCCUAGAUCCUAGUCAUACUUCUAGAGCACUACUAGAGAAUCCUCUCAGGAUGGUUCGGAAAUCCCUGGUUCACCUGAAGAGUGCUCAGUACCAGAUCGUAAAAGUGUGUGGGACACUUAGCAAAUUAGAGAAAGAAGAGAGAAGAAACAAACCCGUCUCAUCAAUCCGGAUUCCAUAGAGAACAUUAGAGGAGAUUCAACCCCAUCUCAUCUAUCAAGAUUCCAUAGAGAACAUAAAGAGGAGAUUCAACCCCGUCUCAUCUAUCAUGAUUCCAUAGAGAACAUAUAGAGGAGAUUCAACCCCGUCUUAUCUAUCAGGAUUCCAAUAGAGAACAUUAGAGGAGAUACAACCCCGUCUUAUCUAUCAGGAUUCCAUAGAGAACUUAAAUAGGAGAUACAACCCCGUCUCAUCUUUCAGGAUUCCAUAGAGAACAUAUAGAGGAGAUACAACCUUGUCUCAUUAAUCAGGAUUCCAUAGAGAACAUUUAGAGGAGAUACAACCCCAUCUCAUAAAUCAGGAUUCCAAAGAGAACAUAUAGGGUAGUUACAACCCCGUCUCAACUAUCAGGAUUCCAUAGAGAACAUAUAGAGGAGAUACAACCCCGUCUCAUCUAUCAGGAUUCCAUAGAGAACAUAUUAACAUUAAACAUGCUUUCUCCAUGGACCAGAAACGCAGAAGAUUUCUCAAAAUUUCAAAGACAGGAGAAGAUGUCUUUUAUGAACGACAAAAGAGAAGAAACCCAUAUUUCAAUUUUUCGUUUCAGAUCAGAUCAGAUUUGCUCGAAAAGAUCAUUCCAAAGAAACUUUAAGGGGAUGCCCUAAAAGGGGCAAAAGGUACAUUAGUAAAAGAUCUGAAGUCGACUUGUUCUCGAUACAUGGAUUGUACUCACAAUCUUAUGCUACUUUUCUUUUAAAUCCAACUUUUCAAACCACCCAUUUAAGUAUUUUGUAAACCAAAGGGCAUUUAAAGACUUAAGUUAAAUUUUAUUUAAACAAUCGAAUUUAUAUUUUUUAAUAAUCAUAUGUAAAUCAUAAAUAUCAUAGUAUCCUUUACAAUUUACUAUUUAAACAGACUGAGGAUUCAAUUUUUCACAAAUUGAAUCCUACCGCGUCUGAUAAUCAGUUUAUCAUCGCUGGUAUGAGUCUGGAACUUUAGAGAACAAUUAUCAACCAAACUAAG
Molecule: messenger RNA, 3047 nt
Organism: Eurytemora carolleeae
Lineage: Eukaryota; Metazoa; Arthropoda; Copepoda; Calanoida; Temoridae
Product: zinc finger with UFM1-specific peptidase domain protein
Exons: 15
Coding region: 10-2046 (678 amino acids)
Source: RefSeq, a predicted model, not a curated record